Molecule: messenger RNA, 1721 nt
Organism: Musa acuminata subsp. malaccensis (wild Malaysian banana)
Lineage: Eukaryota; Viridiplantae; Streptophyta; Magnoliopsida; Zingiberales; Musaceae
Product: chaperone protein dnaJ 15-like
Source: RefSeq, a predicted model, not a curated record
UCAACGGCAUAACGGGACGGUGUUCCGUCGUCGCAGCUCCAAAUUAUAUACGAUAACCCCUUUCGUCCGAUCCCCACUCGUACGAUUCCGUCGUCGUCGUCGGAGCCAAAGGUUUAGAGGGGGAAUCGAUUCCUUCCACCGAGGACUGCUCCUCCUUCCUUGGCCUCAUAGGUUGUCCAAGUCGAACAAGGAGAUCUCCAUUUCCGGUUCGAUUAGCUGCCGCCUCGGGUUCGGCGCUCCUCCCCGAUUUUGUUGGGUUGGCGGAGAGAGGGGGAGGAUGGCGGAGAGAAAUAUGGGAGGUUCCUCGGCGCGGCCCGCACGUCGGGAUCCCUACGAGGUUCUCUGCGUGUCGAGAGAUUCGCCCGAUCAGGAGAUCAAAGUCGCGUACCGGAAGCUCGCUCUCAAGUAUCACCCUGAUAAGAAUGCUAACAACCCGGAAGCUUCUGAACUUUUCCAAGAAGUUGCCUAUGCCUAUAGCAUCUUGUCAGAUCCUGAGAAAAGAAGGCAAUAUGAUGCUGCUGGUUUUGAGGCUUUAGAAAGUCAGGGCAUGGAUAUGGAGAUCGACUUGUCUAGCCUUGGAACUUUCAAUACAAUGUUUGCAGCUCUUUUCAGCAAGCUGGGAGUUCCUAUCAAGACUAUGGUUUCUGCUAUUGUUCUUGAAGAAGCUCUUUAUGGAAAUGUUACAGUAGAACCACUUCCUCUUGGAACCUCAUUCAGUGGCAAAGUCGAUAAGCAUUGUGCUCAUUUUUUUGGUGUAACGAUUAGUGAUCAACAAGCUCAAGCAGGGAUUGUCAUUAGAGUGACCUCUGCUGUGCGAAGCAAAUUUAAGCUACUUUACUUUGAAAAGGAAGCACAUGGUGGCUAUGGGUUAACUUUACAGGAAGAAAGUGAAAAGACCGGCAAAGUAACAUCUGCAGGAAUGUACUUUUUACAUUUUCAAGUGUAUCGAAUGAACUUGGCAGUUAACGUGUUAGAAAUGGCCAAAGAUCCUGAGGCUGCAUUUUUCAAAAGUUUGGAGGGUCUCCAACCUUGUGAAGUCUCUGAACUAGAGGCUGGCACCCACACAUUUGCUGUUUAUGGUGAUAAUUUUUUCAAACCUGCUACCUAUACCAUCGAGGCGCUGUGUGCAAAUUCAUACGAGGAUACCAAGGGGAAGCUAAAGGAGAUUGAGUCUAAAAUUUUAGCAAAAAGAAAUGACUUGAGGCAGUUUGAAGUAGAGUACAAAAAAGCACUUGCACAUUUCCAGGAGGUUACAAACAGAUAUAGCCACGAAAAGCAAUCUGUUGCCGAGCUGUUGAAACAAAGAAAUCAUAUACAGUCCUCAUUUACGAUAAAUAGUAAUGUGAUAAAUUCUAAGGAGGAUGCUAGUAGUAGCAGCAGUGCUCCUACCGCAAAUGGAAGCCCCAGCAUGAAAGAUAAAUCAACCAAAAGGAAAUGGUUUAAUCUCAAUCGUCGUGACAAGUAGAACUGAUCACUUCUACUCCGGAAUGAUGUUUUAUAGAUUCAACAGUCAUUACUAGGAGAAAGGUGCCACUUUUUCAUUAUUUGUCCAUACAUGUAAGCUCACAGUGUCAAACUCUCGAAGAUUUAUGGUCAUUAGCCCACAUUAUUUUCGAGCUCCAAAAGUCUUGCGAGUUCUGCUGUCAUAUGUUGAUUCUUUUGGUGUUGUAUGUGUUUGUAAAGUCACAACAACUUAAGAUUUCAUUCAUUUUUUUAUGUUG